CCCUAUUGACGUCAUCACCGCUGCGCCCUGAGGACAGACUGCCCUUUUCUCACCACUUCCUCGAAUCUAAACACCAUUCCGGCAGCCAUCGCACUCAGCUGUGGGUGGUAGUAACAGUAGGACCGAGCGAAGCGACAAGCCACGGACCCGUCCCCAAGACGUGAAGAAACAAAGAUAUCAUCUCCUCCCAAGUUUGUCCACCCAGCAAGUUUCCUCGCCCGGCGAUGUGCGAUCCACGCGAGAACGGGGGCCUUGAGACGGACGGCUGCGUCGAUUACUCGCAGAUAAAGAAUCGCAUGGAGUCGUUCCUGGGCUCCACCCUGGCUCAGCAGGUGCCACCCGAGCGUCUGGCCCGGGCCGGCUUCUACUUCACCGGCAGCGAGGACCGAGUCCAGUGUUUCAGCUGCAGGCAGGUUGUGGAUAACUGGCAUAACGGAGACACGCCUGUGCAAAGGCACAAGGAGGUUUCUCCAACGUGCAAGUUCCUGACGUGCUGCCACCGAAACGGCUCGAACCCGAGCUACGGCUCCAUCUACGACGAAGUCGCGGAAGACACGCAGUACCGUUUGUCCACCGGCGAGGUGGUUGACCAGACCACCUACCCUAAGAUCCCUCACAUGAAGAGCGAACAAGCCCGCCUUCUCACCUUCUCUGCGUGGCCCUCCGACGCGCCCGUACGACCCAGAAGCCUGGCCCAGGCCGGCUUCUACCACCUGGGACAGAGCGACCUGGUGCAGUGUUUCUGCUGCGGCGGCAAGCUGAGCCGGUGGGACGACGGAGACGACCCCUGGGAUGAGCACGCCGCCCACUGCCCCAGCUGCUUCUUCGUCCUCGGCCACGACGUGGGCAACGUGCCGCUCCUGGACAGCGAGGACGAGCCGAUGGAGGAGGACAGCAGCAGUCGAAGCACGAGCGGGGCUGGGAAUACGGAGACGUUUGAGGGGAGGCUGAGAAGCUUCGCUGCUGUUCAGCACCCCGUCAGCCACGAGAGGCUGGCGAGAGCCGGUUUAUACAGCACAGGGAACGGAGACGAGGUGUUAUGUUUCCGUUGUGGCGGAGGUUUAAAAGGCUGGGGGCCCCAGGAAGACCCCUGGGAAGAACAUGCUAAACACUACCCAGGAUGCAGCUUCCUGCUGGAAGAAAAGGGAUCAGAAUUUAUCAACAGUAUCCAGCUGCGAAGACCCCAGCACAUUAGUGAUGAUUCAAGCUCUCAGACUGAAAAUUCAGCCUGUGAAAAAGAUGAGGACCCAAUGGAGAAACUGAGGAAGUUGCAGAGGGAGAAACAGUGCAAAAUCUGCAUGGACCGAGACAUCGGCGUCGUCUUCCUGCCGUGUGCUCAUCUGGCAACUUGCCAGCAGUGCUCGGUGGCCCUCCACAAGUGCCCGAUCUGCUGUGAAGUCAUAGCACAAAAAAUCAAAACCUAUAUUGCUUAAAGUAAAAGAAAAAAAAAAAACUCCUUUGUUUAACAUGGAUGCUGCAUCUUUUAAAUACCCCCCCCCCCCCC
This is a messenger RNA of Fundulus heteroclitus (mummichog), 1504 nucleotides long. RefSeq names its product X-linked inhibitor of apoptosis (gene xiap). The transcript is spliced from 7 exons. Gene Ontology annotation, cellular component: nucleus; cytoplasm. Gene Ontology annotation, molecular function: cysteine-type endopeptidase inhibitor activity involved in apoptotic process; ubiquitin protein ligase activity. Gene Ontology annotation, biological process: positive regulation of protein ubiquitination; regulation of cell cycle; negative regulation of apoptotic process. Lineage: Eukaryota; Metazoa; Chordata; Actinopteri; Cyprinodontiformes; Fundulidae. The record is from RefSeq and is a predicted model, not a curated record. Bases 225 to 1433 code for a protein of 402 amino acids.